Aspergillus niger is the source of this 615-nucleotide messenger RNA. RefSeq lists its product as hypothetical. The transcript has a single exon. The annotation marks the transcript as partial. Lineage: Eukaryota; Fungi; Ascomycota; Eurotiomycetes; Eurotiales; Aspergillaceae. The record is from RefSeq and is a predicted model, not a curated record.
AACACGAUCGCUCUGCUUUCGCAAACACUCACGGUGAUUUUGGACAUCGUCGAAGUGGGCUCAUCCAUUGGACUGUAUACAGUCACAGGGGUAUUCGCCACAGUACUGCCCGUCCUCGGGGCUGUGCUCGCCGUUCUUGGCGUUGUAAUGAUGCUCAUCAACCUGUUCGUGAACUUGUUUGGUGGCUCUCCACCUCCCGACCCGGUGCAGGAGUUCAUCGACCAUGUAGCCAAAGGCCUAGUCGGGGGAUUUGAAAACGCGCCGCCGCCGAAACUCGACUAUACCAUCCCCAGCGUCAUCUACGAAUCCGGCGAAGUGACCGGCAUCACCAUCAAAGGCGAAAACACAACGAACGAUGAGAUCAGCAUCCCUAAUGCCCGGAUUGUGGUGAACAGCGGCAGCGACGACGUCUGUCUGUUCUCUACGGAUGAUUUCGAACUGGUGGAGGAUACAGACACCGACAAGGAUUCGGAUAAACAUCUCUAUGUAACCCCGAACAGCACAGCCGAGGGGACAUUGUCCAGUAGUGUUCUGGGCGACGAGACAGAGUACCACGAGUUUGAUCUAGUGGUCGGUGGGAAAAAGAGGAUACGGAGAACAGUUUGCACAAACUGA